Vicia faba (fava bean) is the source of this 417-nucleotide messenger RNA. NCBI's taxonomy places the organism in Eukaryota, Viridiplantae, Streptophyta, Magnoliopsida, Fabales, Fabaceae. The record is from the annotation of a GenBank genome assembly.
AUGGCUUGCGUGAAUGAAAACGACUGGAAGGUGUUAAGCAAUGGAGCCGCAGCCGCAGCCGCAGAAAACAACAUCAACAAGUACCAUUCUGAAAGUGGCUGGGUUCGAUGGAGAAAGAGUUGGUGGAAUUGUAUGAAUCCGCCAAGAAAGCAGCGGAUGCGUCUACCGAUGCAGAUAGCCCGCACGAAGAAAGCCGAUGCCUUGAUGCGCUCGAGCAGCUCAAGAAAUUUCCUGUUAAUUAUCAAAUUCUCGUUAAUACCCAGACACGGGUAUUGGACUGUUAACGAGUCAUGGUAUAGGUUUGAGAUUUUCCUAAAGAUGGAUACGGGUAUCGUUACUAAGGUUGGGCGUAGGCAGAUGUUGUUGUCGUUAUCUAAUUUGGAUUUUAUGUUCUAUGAUGAAUGUGAUUUGUGGUGA